ACCCCUUGAAAAGUUGAUAGGUUAUCCAAAAUAUGCCAUGUGAAGUUAAAGUUUGGAAUAAAAGACAAGGCUAUGCUCGGGAUUUAAGAUUGUAUAAGGUGGUAGAUUUUAGAAUUUCCAGAACUAAAAUUGAAUUGUACACCACGCUAAUGAAUGUAAAAUGAUCCAGUUUGAGAAUUUGUUGUAUGCUUGUAAUGGACCUAACAGAACUCAAUAUUGUGUAAAUGAUUUCCAAAUCUGAUAGUCUCCCUGGUGCCUUUUUUCAGGUCACAUUUCUUCGAUACACUCAACAGUGGAAGAAGAAAAUUGUGUUUGUGUUAAAUAAAUCAGAUAUCUACCGGACUGCCCAUGAGCUUGAGGAAGCAAUUUCAUUUGUCAAGGAGAAUACUCGGAAGUUGCUGAAUAGUGAAGAUGUAAUAUUAUAUCCGGUGUCUGCACGGUCUGCUCUUGAAGCAAAACUUUUGACUUCAUCUGUUGGAAAAGAUUAUGAAGAACUAUUAGAUUUUGAUUAUCAGGGUAGAACACAACGCUUCCAUGAACUUGAGGAGUUCUUGUACAGCUUUUUGGAUGGUUCAACAGAUACCGGAAUUGAAAGGAUAAAACUUAAACUUGGAACUCCAGUUGCAGUUGCAGAACGUCUCCUUGCUGCAUCUGAAACACUCGUGAGGCAGGACUGUGAAUAUGCCAGACAGGACUUGGCCUUAGCAAAUAGAAUAGUUGAUAGUGUUAACGAAUACAGAAUGAAGAUUGAAAAUGAGAGCAUCUCUUGGAAAAGACAAGCUUUAUCUAUGAUUGAUUCCACAAAGUCACGUGUUGUUGAGCUCAUAGAAUCUACUCUGCAAUUAUCAAACCUUGAUCUCGUUGCUUCACAUGUAUUUAGAGGAGAAAGAUCUGCCACAGUGCCUACCACCUCAAGGUUUCAAAAUGAUAUACUUGCUCCAGCACUCUUAGAUGCACAGAAAUUGCUAGGUGAAUAUGUAAGGUGGUUGCAAUCUAACAAUGCCCGUGGAGGGAGACUCUAUAAGGAAUCUUUUGAGAACAAAUGGCCUUCUUUGGUUAAUUCAAAAACUCAGCUGCAUAUGGAGAUGUAUGAUCUGCUUAAAAAAGUUGAUGAGCUCAGCUUGAAGGUGGUAGAAGACUUGAGUGCGAGU
Carica papaya (papaya) is the source of this 1151-nucleotide messenger RNA. The record is from RefSeq and is a predicted model, not a curated record. Lineage: Eukaryota; Viridiplantae; Streptophyta; Magnoliopsida; Brassicales; Caricaceae.